CUAAUGUUUCCGCAGAGGCCUGCAAACCGACGUCACGGUAGUGGAAGUCGUGAGGUCUUAAGACGGGUUUUGUCGUAAUUUUAGUUUAUAAAUCACAAAAUGCCGUACGCUAACCAGCCAACGGUGAAAAUAACAGAGUUGACGGACGAAAACGUAAAGUUUGUUAUUGAAAACACGGAUUUGGCGGUUGCAAACUCUCUCCGUCGUGUGUUCAUGUCAGAAGUUCCUACAAUAGCGAUCGAUUGGAUCCAGAUUGAUGCUAACUCGUCGGUGCUGCACGAUGAGUUUGUCGCACACAGAGUUGGCCUCAUUCCUCUCACCAGCGAUGACAUAGUGGAUAAAAUGCAAUAUUCAAGGGACUGUACCUGUGAAGAUUUCUGUCCUGAGUGCUCCGUGGAGCUGACCCUGGAUGUUCGGUGCACGGAAGAUCAGACGCGUCACGUCACCUCGCGUGACCUGUUGUCCAACAAUCCCAGAGUCAUCCCGGUGACUUCUAGGAGCCGAGACAAUGAUCCAAAUGACUACGUUGAGCGAGAGGACAUUUUGUUGGUAAAGCUUCGUAAAGGUCAGGAGCUUCGGCUCAGAGCGUACGCAAAGAAAGGUUUUGGUAAGGAGCACGCCAAGUGGAACCCAACCGCGGGGGUGUCCUUUGAGUACGACCCGGACAACGCACUGAGACACACGGUCUAUCCACGACCUGAGGAGUGGCCAAAGAGUGAAUACUCUGAGAUCGAGGAGGAUGAAGUUCAGGCUCCCUACGACCCAAACGGAAAGCCAGAAAGGUUCUAUUUCAACGUGGAGUCGUGCGGUUCUCUUCGACCAGAGACCAUCGUCAUGUCGGCGUUGGCGGUCCUCAAGAAGAAGCUGAGUGACCUGCAAACGCAGCUGAGCCACGAGAUCCAGAGUGACGUUCUCACCAUCAACUAACUAAGCAGAACCUGGAUUCACACUGGCUAGGGGGGUUCUGAGAUUAAUACAAAAUAUUUAGUUGGAUUAAGAAUAAAACUUCAAACUGUCAGAUAAUUAUUUUUUGUUUAAUGACUGUUUUUAAAUAAAUCCUUUUUUAAAUGUG
Molecule: messenger RNA, 1072 nt
Organism: Nothobranchius furzeri (turquoise killifish)
Lineage: Eukaryota; Metazoa; Chordata; Actinopteri; Cyprinodontiformes; Nothobranchiidae
Gene: polr2c
Product: RNA polymerase II subunit C
Biological process (GO): DNA-templated transcription
Cellular component (GO): RNA polymerase II, core complex
Molecular function (GO): protein dimerization activity
Source: RefSeq, a predicted model, not a curated record